AUGUCCUCGGAGGUCUUCUCUUGCACAGAGUGUGAUAGAACAUUUGAUGCACUGGGUAGAUUCAAUCAACAUUUGAAGACGCACAAGAAGCCUUACAUAUGUAAAAAUUGUGGUCGAGGGUUUGGACUUCGUGCGGACCUUCAUCGGCACAUUGAGGCACGACACCGUGUAGGCAACCCAAGAUAUGGCUGUGGCAUUCAAGAUUGCAAUAUGAAGAUUUCACGGAAGGACAACAUUGCAAGCCACAUGAAAAGAUACCAUCCCGAGAAACGCAGAGAUACCGCUCCUCGAAACCGAUCUCGAGUUGGUGCGAAGCUAAACAGUAAUGACGAGGACUCAAUCUCUACGGCUCUAGAGUCCGAGCCGCAUAAAGUAUUCGAUUGGUGGCAAUCGGCAAGCACUGGCAAUCUCUAUGCUUUGAAGAGUAUACUCAAUGGAGAGUUUGAUGUGAAUUCACAAGCACAAGAUCAGAAUACUGCUCUACAUUGCGCAGCCCGGACCGGUCAGACCGCGAUCAUUCAUUUCCUUCUGGAGGAGAAUGCACGACUCGAUAUCGAAAACGAGAAACUCGAAACGCCUCUCUAUGAAGCAGCACUGGGUGGACAUUCUGAGUGCGUUUUGUUAUUGUUACGGGCUGGGGGAUCCGUCAGAAUGUUUGAAUCAGACAGCUGGAACAGUAGUGUCCCUGGCUUUGUGGACCACAUAGUUCGGAUCGGAGAUGUACAACUGGUGCAAGCUGUGCUUGCUGUCGAGAAACCUCAACUGAAGAAGGAUCGCACCUCCAAAGCACACGCGCUCGCAAUUGCCGCUGCAAAGAUUGGCCAGAUCCCAAUCCUCCAGUCGAUUCUCAAGUCUGAUCCAGACGCUGCCGAAUACAGGGGAAGGAAAGCUGCACCAAUCCAACACGCUGUCAGUCGUGGACAGAUGUCAGCAGUCCAAAUUCUACUAGCACCGUCAGGACAUUGCAAAGACCCAAGCAACAAGUCAUCACGUACAAUCAGUAGGAUGCAUUGCCUGAUACGUUCAGCAGCUAAGAGAGGAUUCCUGGCCGUCCUUGAGAUGUUACUCGAAUACGAGCCAAAUGCAACCAUCAAUUGGGGACAUUUGGUGGCCCUUGCGGCCGAGAAUGGACAUUCAGAGGUAGUCCGAUACCUCUUAGUUGUCGGAAAAGUUGAUCUCGGCUUGCAUACAGAUCCACUAAACUGGGCCGCAGGUCGUGGCCAUCUGAACGUCGUCGAGAUUCUGCUGAGCAAUGGCGCUCAGCAUAAUCUGCUUUGCGGCAAUGGAGGCACUGCAAUUCACUCAGCCGCACGCAAUGGUCAUUUGAAAGUUGUCGAGACCCUUUUGAAUCAUGGUGCGAGGCAUAAUAUGCUCAAUUCUCACCUAGAAACACCUUUGCUAGCAGCUUUCUGGAACAACAAGCUCGACAUCGUUCGAGUGUUAUCCAGAUACGAUAAUUCGAUCCUCGAACCCGAAGAGACCUGCUAUGAAACAACCUCGCUAGUCGGGGUGGCGCAACGUCUGCUAGAUAAGCAAAAACUUUCCAUCAACUCGCGAGGUUAUGCCCGAGAAACGUGGGUAAAGUACAAAUCCCUCUUGUACCUGGCAGCAGAGUUUAACGACUUUGAGCUUGCAAUGUUCGUGCUGAAUCAUCGAGACUGGGACCCGCAAGAUGUAAAUCUGGAGCACUCGGCGGUUUUCUGGCAUUCUUCAACAGCACUUGAUACCGCUAAACGCAAAGGGCACAAUGAAAUGGCACAACUCCUCAUAGAGCACGGAGCGUCUUAUGGCACGCAGGAACAGCAAAAACAACCAAUCCCAAUCAGAGUCGAACCGGAUCACACGAUCGGAGACAAGAGGCCCGAAAUGCAAGAAGACAUGGAUCUCACAUUCGGCUCCGACCUCGAAGAACAGCCAUAUUCAUACAUCGACGAGUACAUGAACCUAGACGGAGACGAACCCUCUUUUGAAGCACCAGACAAACCUGAAGAAGCGAUUCAGAACACGCAGACGACUUGGAUGAGCACAGUGCUAGGAUAA
Ascochyta rabiei is the source of this 2040-nucleotide messenger RNA. RefSeq lists its product as uncharacterized. Gene Ontology annotation, molecular function: protein binding. The coding region runs from base 1 to 2040 and encodes 679 amino acids. The record is from RefSeq and is a predicted model, not a curated record. The transcript is spliced from 2 exons. NCBI's taxonomy places the organism in Eukaryota, Fungi, Ascomycota, Dothideomycetes, Pleosporales, Didymellaceae.